Anopheles maculipalpis is the source of this 3447-nucleotide messenger RNA. Its product is annotated as BRCA2-interacting transcriptional repressor EMSY. Gene Ontology annotation, cellular component: nucleoplasm. NCBI's taxonomy places the organism in Eukaryota, Metazoa, Arthropoda, Insecta, Diptera, Culicidae. The transcript has 5 exons. Gene Ontology annotation, biological process: regulation of DNA-templated transcription. Bases 120 to 3389 code for a protein of 1089 amino acids. The record is from RefSeq and is a predicted model, not a curated record.
GUGUUUUGAUUUUGGGUUAUACGCGGUCCAAGCCAAACGCACGGGGGUUUUGGAAGUGUGUUUCGAUUUACAAAGGUGCAAAGAGAAGGGAACGCUCGCGGCGUUAAAUGUGAAAUAAAAUGUGGCCAAUGAAGCUGGACAUGACCCGGGAAGAGUGUCGGGGUGUGCUAAGACGACUAGAGCUUGAAUCGUACGGCAACCUAAUAAGCACGUUUCGGGCCCAGGGAGGUUUGAACAAGGAAAAGCAACGCAUAUUGGAGGAGUUACGCCGGAUGCUACACAUUUCGAACGAUCGACAUCGGGCAGAAGCGAGACGCGUUGCAAAUGAUGAACGGCUCACUACGGUAGCUGAUAUUAUUGCUGGUCCCAACAGUGGUCAAGACUGGCGUCGCGAAGGGCAUCGUUCCUUUCCUAUAUUGCCCCGCACGGUACCUCACACGGCUUUGACGUAUAUAGCAAAUACGGUAUUUGAACAAUUGACUCUAGCAAACUCCAAAUUACCACAUCCCGCUGAAACUGCAUGCGAUCGACUAAAGAAUGCCGAAGAGAUGUACAAAUUCGAGCUGGUAAGGAAAGAAUCGUCCUUGUUGGAGAAUGGUUUUGUACGAGAUGCCGCUGUUGUUACUUCCGAUCCGUUAGAGGAUAUAAUGUCCAAGAGCUACAUCAACCGCGAGGAUAAACGCCACGAUGUAUCUAGAACGGAAGAAAAACCUACCUUAGACACUGGAGCUCCGGAUGAUGGUGUGAAAAUGACAAACGGUGAUAAACCAACCGCUUGCCCAUCUGAACCUACUCCUGAUCAAUCAUCUUUGUGUGAUAUAUUAUUGAACACAAAUAAUCGACCGGAAAGCAUUGACCAUUUAAAGCCCAAACAGAACAAGUCGGCAGAUCGUUCGUCAAGAAAAAAGCCACAGGCUACUAAGCGAUCAUGGAAAUCAAAAACGUCCAAUCCACCUGCCAAGCUAUUCAAGCAAGCACCAACACUGUCGAAAAAUGGGAAACAAUCUUCCAGAGCCAAUAACUUACACAGCCCACACCUGAUUCAUUCGUAUGCGGUACCUUUUGACGUAAAGGAUAAUAGCACAACGAACGGUGGCUCAACACCGGAACCACUACAGCUACAACAGCAUCUGAUGUCUAAUUUACCGUCACAAAAUCAAACAACCAGCCAAGGUACGCCGACGGGAGGACAAAUGGUAAAAUCGCAACGAUUCGUCAUGCCUGAUAAUCUUGGUGCUUCCACAGGUACAACGCCAAUCCCGGUGUACAAUCAUCAGCAAGGGAUCCUGCCAUCGUCCAAAAAGGACAUCCAGUACAAUUUGUCCAAGUUGAACCCAACCAGCAGCCUUGGAACGAAGGGAAACGUGAAUAUUCCUAUGAAAGGAUUCGGUUUCUAUUCACAUGGCAAGUCACUUCCGUAUCCGCUGUUGCACUAUCAAAAGAAAUCGCCCAGCAAAAAUAUUCUCAUACCUACUUCAACUGCGGCAGCUACAUUGGCCAGUUUGGGCCUGCCCACACCACUUCAUCCACCAUUGACGGACAAUGCAAACAAUUGGGUAAGUUCUAAAGCUCGUGACGGUAACACGAAACCGGCAAAGACUGUGCGAACCACAGCGACAGUUGAAAAUGUAACGGAGCGUUCGAGUGGUCCGGCCGAUGACAAACGUAAUGUAUCGGAGCCAGAAUCCACACCCAGCAAUCCUGCUGGUCCCAUCAUUCCGACUCCAACGGUGAAAGAAAAUCCGGAUCAAAAGGUUGACAAAAGCUCUCUUGCCAAACCGAUCGUGCUUUCCAAUCAGGUCAUACAAUUGCCGGUCACGAACAACGUUCCUCUCCCGGCACAACCGAACCUGGCUGGGUUUACUGCGGUAAAAAGCGGGGCCAAGCUAUCGGUGCACAAAAUGCAGCUAGUACCCGUAACUGGUGCCACGCCAACCGCUGCACCGCUGACUCCGACAGCACAGAAACACAAUGUCCUUAUCCUUCCGAAAUCGUCAGCUGUGGGGAUGCUCAAUUUGGGACAAAAGAUCACUAUCCCGAAAAGCAUUGUAGACUCAUCGACGAUCGUAACACCCACAGCAACGGUUAGUCCACCGAAGGUAAUUGUUCAAACUGUCCCGAACCCGUACAGUGUGACGCCGUCAACGACUUUCGACAUGAACAUCUACCGACAAAAUAAUGUACCAUCUCCGAAGUUACGCAUUAAUGACGAGAAUGCCAAGGAACACAGCAAAAUGUCCCCCGACGAGCGAUCUUCGGUACCAGACGCUCAAAAGCGAUCAUCUGCCGUUACGAUUCCUUGUGAUGCGGUACCUGGGAGAAAGAUAAAAAUUUCCACCAGUCAGCUUGUUCCUUUUAAGGGCACAUUGUAUUCGAACACGUUGCCGUCUGCAAAUACGGGUAGCGUAACGAUAGGAGCUAAGAAAUUGAAGAUAAGCUCGGAUGCGUGUCCUAUCGUUCGUACAGGUUCGAGUGCAACGGAUUGGGAAAAUGAACUAGAUCGUGCAAAUUGUUCGCAAGUUCCAAACGAACUGCCAUCUGCAUCGGCAAAUGAAACGUUGAGCUCAAUGCACGUCAGCGUCCCAAACUCGAAUUCUCAAACAGAUUCUGCAACAAUCGCUAAUGCAUCGAUAGUGCACAAAAAAGAAGACAACUUCGUCACCGGUAACGGAAACCAAUGUAUCGACCAUAGGAAUGAAACUAAUAACGGCAAAACUGUGGCCAGUAACCUUGGCGAGGACCAUUUGUCAGCAACAUCGCAGAGUGAGUAUGACAUGGUGUCGGGGGAACGAGGCGAUGAUUCAUCCGUAACGGAUUCUGCCGAAGCGGAGGAUGAUCUUGAUGACGAGGAAAGCCAGACAGAGGAAUUUGAAGGAGUUGAAGAAGACGAUUUCGGCGAUGAAACCUUAGACGUCGAAAUGGAAACGGAAGCAAUCAUCAUCGAGGAGGAACCGGCAAACUACGAUCAUUUGAUCGAGGAAGUGCCCGAAGAUGAACAGUUCAUAGAGGAGAUAGAGGAAGAUGGUCCGAUGGAAUUUAUCAGCGUUGGAUAUGGUACGACUAGCGAAUUAGUUGCAGAACUAGAAAGCAGUACUACUCCGCAGCAAAUUAUCGAAGGGCAUUGCGGCGUGAACGGUGUUGAGAUGCAGCAAGAAUCACAUCCGGCGACAGAGUAUGAGUCCAACAGCGAAGGAUUUGCUGCAACCGUCGAAAAUGGCAAUUUGCAAACGUUAACCGUGUCGGAUGGCAUGGUGUGUGACCUGUUGGAGUUAGGCACGGACGAUAAAUAUCAUGCGCAAACCUAUUCUUACAAGCAAAUGCUCGCAGAAGGUAUACCCGGUGUACGGGAAGCGGUGCAACAAACACAUCCAACAGUAAGAUUAAGUUAGGUAAGCUCACGAACACGAAACUGAAAGCAACAAUACGUACGGAGAGGUAAUACACAAG